Prosopis cineraria is the source of this 2198-nucleotide messenger RNA. RefSeq lists its product as uncharacterized. Gene Ontology annotation, cellular component: pre-snoRNP complex; nucleus. The record is from RefSeq and is a predicted model, not a curated record. The transcript is spliced from 6 exons. Gene Ontology annotation, biological process: box C/D snoRNP assembly; snoRNA localization; maturation of LSU-rRNA from tricistronic rRNA transcript (SSU-rRNA, 5.8S rRNA, LSU-rRNA). The coding region runs from base 530 to 1774 and encodes 414 amino acids. Lineage: Eukaryota; Viridiplantae; Streptophyta; Magnoliopsida; Fabales; Fabaceae.
UAAGAAUCAAGGGUUUUCUCUUUGCUUGUCAAUUUUUGACCUCAACUGAAAAGAAGCCUCUGGGAGGGAUAGCUGGUUUAACGGUUUAUGGCGGUGAUGUCUCUCACUGCUCCGAGCAAGGGACAUAAAGCAGCAACAAAGUGUCAGAGAGAUAUCGUGAGUGCUUGAGGGACCGCAGAGCGAAGCGAUUGAGAGAUAGCGGGAGGAAUAGAGAAGGAAAUUGGAGCUCGAGGAAGCAGAAAAAGAAGAUAGCUGCAUUUUCUCUAUACUCUUUUUGGCUCACCGAAUUCUGAGAUUCUCUGUUCGACCGAGUGAGAUAAGGUUGCUAAAAGCAUCUUUCAUGGCAACUUUUGUUCGUGUUUGAUUCACAAUGAGAUUGAUGGAGUCAGCAAGAUGUAUAUAUAUUCAUAAUAUCUUUGCCGUUCAUGUGAAGAGUCAGCCGAAGUUGAAACGUUGCCGUUGCUGAAGGUAUUGCGUCUGCGGUUUAAUAGUCAGCAAGAAUAGUAAACUCAUCACUUAUCUGUUACGAAUGGAAGAACAAGAUAGAAGCGUGUGCAAAGAGCCAAAACUAUGUGAAGAGUGCAAGUUCAACCCAUCGAUAUACAAAUGUCCUGGUUGCUCCAUACGUUCAUGCAGUCUUGCUUGUGUCAAAGCUCACAAACAACGCACGGGAUGCACUGGCAAGAGGAAUCAGACUCAAUUUGUUCCUAUCUCUCAGUUUGACGACAGCCUCCUACUGUCUGACUAUAAUUUGCUGGAGGAUAUGAAGAGGGUAGCUGAAUCAGCUCGAAGGAUGAGAACUAAAUUUGGUGCUCACUUUAGAUUACCUUUGCACCUUAAAAGCCUUCGAAGUGCUGCUGGGAGCCGGAAAACUAAGCUACUGUUUCUUCCUAGAGGGAUGUCAAAAAGAGAGAAGAAUCAGUCUCGAUAUGACAACAGGAAGAAGUUCAUAUCUUGGACAAUUGAAUGGCGGUUUCACCAAACAGAUAUCAUUGUCGUUGACCAUGGAGUCAAUGAGAACGCAAGCUUGAGCACCAUUCUGGAGAAGCAUCUUAAGCCUGGUCCUUGGAAUCAUCAAUUAAGGAAAUUCUGUGAAGAGAAGCUGGAUUGUCUGAAGUUUUUCAUUCGAAAGUUUCCAAAGGGACCAAAGUCACCAUUUAAAGAGUUGGACAUGAAAGCUCCAAUUAGAGAGCAACUAGCAAAUGUAAUCAUCUUGGAAUUCCCUGUCAUUCAUGUAUUUCUGCCUUCUCACAACGUCAAUUUUGAAGUUAUCAAGCCUGUCAACCCCACCGUACACAAACCACUGCAGAAGGAGGAUUAUGUUGGCGAUCGAAGCCCAAACGGUAAACCAUUUAGGGAGGAGGAGAUAGAAGAUGACAACAGCUCCCCAAAUCCACAGAUUUUUGAUCUCAUGAAGCAUUUAGAUUCAGAAUUAUCAUAUGAAGCGCCUAGCCAAAACAAGAGUUCUGAGCAAGCACUAAAUAUUUCAUCAGAUAAACCUCUGCUUGAAGUUGAAGGAGACGCAGUUGGAAAUCUUUCACAUUCUUCCAUGAAAAGCAACGAACUAGAUUUAUCUGGAAAUACGGCAUUUGACGUUGAUAGUAAUUAUAUGGAUAUCUAUUCUGAUCUUAUGGCUUUAAUCAAUCCUGAAGAAUUUAUUGAUUAUGAAAGUGAACUUUCCAGUAAACCAGAAGUUGAGGGAAGAGAUUUAUGUGGUGUGAGUGGAAUGUGUCCUGUGCCAGGGGAAUUGGAGGAAGGGGAAAUUGCAGAAUAGUUGGUGUCUAUAGUUCUCUGCCGAGUGAUGAGAAGCGGAAAGUUGUGUGACUGUUGGAAAGCUCAUGCUUUCGGUUGUGUAUCAAGCGCGAGGAAAACUUUUUAGAGUGAUGGGUUUUUGUCACAAUUAUCUGCCCAAGAAAUGAAUCUGAUUUCAUAUUCACUCUCUGGCCCAUGAAUCUCAUUCCCAUUCAUUCUCAGCUGUUCAUCUUGAAUGUGUUGGAUUCAUUUUCAUAGUUUAUCUAUCUUUGAAGAUUGCGCUGCCCCACUUUGGAUGGGCGAUUCAGGGAGAGCACCUCUCUCACAGUCUCGGUUCAAAUUUUGGUUUCGGCUUUCGGUUUUGUUUGGUGGUAGAUUAGAAUCAUGGACUCUCUCUUGAUAUACCUUGUAAGACUUGACUUUAAAAAUAAACGUAUUUAAUCUUA